UAUCGCGGAGUCAAAUCUAAGAAAGGUGGAGACUUCGGGAUAACUUCCUGCACAGUAACUUACUCUUACAAAUCAUACCUCACACUUAAACAACAGUCCGACAUUACAACAAGGUCGAAUGGAUUAAUACAGCAAAUAAACGCGCUAACAAGCACUUCACCGACACGAUUCCCCGCACAAGUAGGAUUUACAGCUAGCAUCCAGCCUGCUAGCUAACAUCAGCCACCGGGACGGCAGAUUGUACACAUCAGAUCAAGACGGUCUCGUAUCGAAGGACAGUAUGGUUGAGGUGGUGGUGGAGUACGAAUAUCAAGCCCUCCACGACGACGAGUUAACCCUCAAACUCGGAGACGUGAUAAAAAAUGUACGAAGAAUCGACGAGGACGGAUGGAUGGAAGGAAUGCUCAAUGGAAAACGAGGCAUUUUCCCAGACAACUUCGUAAAGGAGGUGAAAAAAGAGGAGCCAAAGACCAAAGAGGAGCCGAAGGAGGCUAAAGAAGUGAAGGAAUUGAAAGAGGAAUCUCCGAUACAGCGACGAGCGUCGGGGAACGUUGCGAGUCUGGUGCAGAGGAUCAGCACUUACGGCAUCCCCACCGGAGGACUCGGAUUCCAGCCCAACUCUCAACCCCGUGCCUCAAAAAAGAAGCCCAAAAAGCGUCAGUGCAAAGCCCUGUUUGAAUAUGUGCCUCAGAAUGAAGACGAGCUGGAACUGAAAGUUGGAGAUAUCAUUGACAUCACAGAAGAGGUCGAAGAAGGCUGGUGGAGCGGAACUAUGAAUGGGAAGUCUGGACUUUUUCCUUCCAACUUUGUCAAAGAAAUAGAAACAGCUGAAGACACAGAGACAAGCGAUGUAACAGACGAGCCAGAUAACAGAGAUGGGACCACCAGCCCUACGUCCCCUCAUCCCGGCAAUGGGAUAAUGGCUCAGCAGAAGGUCAAGGGCAUCGGCUUUGGUGACAUUUUCCGAGAGGGUUCUGUCAAACUCCACAAAGUCCAAAGAACUCCUUCUGAAAGUGAAGAAAAGAAAGAAAGGCCAAUUCCAUCAUUACCAUCUGCCACAAAACCCUCCCCUUUGAGCACUCCUGACCCUCAUAAAGGAGAAAAAGAGGCUGAAAACAAAGGAAAAGUAAAAGAAUACUGCAAGGCCAUCUUCCCGUAUGAUGCAACUAACCAAGAUGAGCUGGAUUUAAAGGAGGGUGACGCCAUUCUUUUACUAAGCAAAGACACGGGUGAGCAGGGCUGGUGGAGAGGAGAGAUCAACGGAAGACAAGGAGUUUUUCCAGACAACUUUGUGGCUCUUUUACUUGAAACAGAAAAAGAGACUCUCGCGUCCAAAGGCUCCAUUAAAGCAUCUCCUAAACUGGAACCAGAGGAGAAGCCAAAGAAGCCACCGCCCCCCUCCAAGACCCCAGUUCUGAAACCAGAGGCUCCCAUCGCGGACAGGAGGCAACCGCAGCCACGGCCUGAUGAUAAAGCUGUCAAACCCUUGCCGGAGAAACCCGCCAAACCCGCUGCCCCCAUCGUACCCCCCAAAAAACCCGUGCCUCCGAGCAAGGCGCUGCUGCGUCCAACUCCCGUCCACAGCAAACCUAUCGCUCCAUCGCCAUCUGUCAAGCAAGUCCACAAUGGAGAAGUUCCCCUUAUUCGACCAAAGUCGGAGGGCGACCUUUUACCCAGCAAGCCAAAAGCAACAGUUGUGGAUGGCAUCGAGAAGAAUCCAGACGCAGUCAUUCUCAUGACAUUUGAGGACGUCUCCGCUACCUCAGAGAAGUUAUCCCACCCCACCGCAAACCGACCAAAGAUGCCUGGGAGGAGACUGCCUGGUCACAGAGGCCAUUCUCCGAGCAAAGAGUCUGUCGAGAAACCUGAGAAAAUUGAGAAACUGGAUGAAGAGGACAAGACAUCUUCCUCACAGAAGACAAAUUUCUCAUCAGCAUUACCGUCUCCUGCACCUAAAGCAAGUUUAGCCACCCUAAUCGCACCCGAGUCCAAACCAAAAGCUGACAAGGAGGAGGAGAAAAAGGGCUCUGAGCUGGAGGACCUUAAGGCCCAGAUGAAGGAGCUGAUGCUCUCUGUAGAGUUACUGAAGACACAACAAAUGAGAGAAUUACAUGAACUCAGAAAUGAACUGGAUGACGAGAAGCUCAAACGUGUGGCUCUGCAGAUGGAGAUAGAAAAACUGAAGAAGAUUGUACAGUCAACGUGAAACCUGGCACCAAUCUGGACUUGAAGCUCCGCUGUAAUGUCACGGGUGAAAAACGACUCCAGCUGGAGGGACAAAUGUCGUUUUUACACUUACUGACUUCUACAAAUUGUAAGAUUCACAUAUUUGCACAUAAUGAGUUUUUCUAGGUCUAGAAAAGUGUAAUUACAUCAGAUGUAUAUGUUUGUUUGUUUCUUUUUUUUUGCCAAGAAAACAUGAUUGAGGCCUUACUUAACUACUGUGCUGAAUAUGCAAUCUCCGUACUUAUUGACAAGUGCAGUGGAUUAUGCAUUUAAUACUACUGAGUCUGUAUAAAUGAGGGUGGAUUAUGUCAUUUCCUUGUUUUUUAUGACAUGGGUUAGUUUUUAAAGCAAACUGUUAUGCUCUCAGCAAUGCUCUUGUCUGUAUUAGCUUCUUUUGAUGAUUAUGUAUGGCAUACUCUUGUUUGCAAAGUGAUGAUGUAUUCUGUUGCCGUUUCGAAAGGGAGACAUUUUUUUCUUUUGUUGUUUUCUAACAUUCCUAUCCAGGGUAACACUAUUGUGCCUGUUAAGAUUUUUACAAGUGUUAAUACUGGGAGCGCUCAUACUAUAUAAAUAUAUAUAUAUAUAAAUAUAUAUGUGUAUACUUAGAUUUACAGCAUGAUAUAUAUUUUUAUGGUCUGAUUGAGACAUCAUAAUGACAAAUGUACUGGGAUUGUUAUCUGUGUUUGGUUUAAAACGUGCAUCGCCACAAGAAAAAGAUCUUAUAAACGCGGUGUCAUUUCACCAAUGACAUGCAAUCAAUUCAUAAUUUAAAUCCAGUUUUAGACCUAGUGGUUUUGUCCUACUGGACCAAUACUCCCGAAAAUCAUGUUGAAAUUUUAAUGAUCCACUUUAUUUUUUUUGUGUUUUGUCAUCUUUUACAUUAUAAAGAAACAUACCAGACAACUUUGCUUUACUCCAAUAAUGUUCCAGUCUUGGUAGCAUGUUUCUACAUCACAGCCUGCCGGUACCUGUUUCAAGAUGACUGGUUGGCUAGUUAAAACAUCUGGUUUAUUCUGAUGGGACUCAAUUUGUUAAACUCACCUCUGGAGAUGGAGGAAACUGUCUCUCGGUGGAAGAGACGAAGGCCAGUCAGCCGGAAAGACACGAUGAGAAAAGACAGAUACCAGGUGUAGAAAAUAACCAGUGAAAUUUAUUUAUUUAAUUCCUAAACUCUGAUUGGGCUUUUAAUAGUAACCAGAAUGUAUGUAUCAACAAGUGGAGUACUGCAUUGCUCAACAAACUCAACUUGAACUCGAGUUUGUCUUAAACCCAAUAAAUGAAAUGCUCUCAGAUACACAGAAAAGUGUUCCCGUUCUUUAGGCUUUGUUAAAAAGCUUACAUUUCCUUAUGUUUAAAAAAUCCUAAAUAAAAGCAUUCCUGAUCAGGGAUUGUUUUAGCGAGCAAGGAAGUGAGGAAGUGAGCGAGCAAAGAAUCGCAUGCUGCCCUUUGUUGACGCAGUUGGAUGAAAUUUAUCCUUAAAGCAAUAAACAAACAUCUCUUUGAUUUCCAUCUCUCUCUGUAAAAUGAAUAUGUUCUUGUGCAGAUGUUUUGUUGUAUGUAGCUACUUCAGAAGAUAAAGAACAUAAAAAAUGUGUGUCGUAUGAAAUGGGAAACACAUUCCAGUUUCUUUCUGAAGAUCUGUUGUGCAUUCGUCAUCUCUUAAAUGAUCUUGUUUACAUGAUUUCCUGAAUUGCAUGAACUGAGAUUUUUUCCAGGCUAAAUAAAUGUGUUUAUUUACA
Messenger RNA from Triplophysa dalaica, 3965 nucleotides. RefSeq names its product CD2-associated protein (gene cd2ap). Gene Ontology annotation, molecular function: protein binding. The record is from RefSeq and is a predicted model, not a curated record. Lineage: Eukaryota; Metazoa; Chordata; Actinopteri; Cypriniformes; Nemacheilidae.